AUGCUUAGGUGUUUGUCAUAUCUAUUAGGUGAUAAGGAAAGUAAAAGGAAAGAGAAAUCCCCUGGAACAGCUGCCACAGCUCAAGUGGUUGUUAUAAGAGAACUCAAGUGGGAUCAUCAAGUAUGUACUAUUAAUUUUUAUGAUUUCUGCUCAUUUAGUUCCAGUCACUCAGCCCCUAUUUGAAAGUCGUUUACCGUAAACGACCUAAUAAACGUCUACUUCUAAUUAAAGCACCCUCAAUGCUGUUAAAAUUUUAUUAGAUGCCCUCUGUAAUAAACGCCCCUGUCUAAUAGUUAGACGGCUCCCCAUAAGAAUUACUCCAAAACACUAGGAAUUAGCAAAAGGAGCAAAAUCAUUCAAUUCAUUCAGUUUCUUGCUUGAUUAGCAAGGGUAAAUGUGUAUUUCAUCUUGUUCAAUGUCAAGUUAAAAGUGCGGAUAGACUAACGAUGCCAACACAAUAACAAUGAACAAGCAUUCUAACAUCAAUGUUGGGAUUUGAAAAAGAGCGAUAAUAUAGAUCUCUAGACGGCCUAGACGUAUCAAUUGAUAGAGUGGAUAUUCCGCUAUUUUUAAACUCUCUUGAUAUUUUUGCUGAAAGCAUGUUAGGUUUGUUGAGCUUGUUACAGUUAUGAGAAUAAACCCUUCUCUCUUUUAAACGCCUCCUUUCUAUUAAAGACCCCAACCUUGGACCCCUAGAAUUAACUAGACACCCUGGGUGUUUAUUAGGUCAUUUACAAUAACCCCCCCAAAUUAAAGUGCCUAUCACCCGUAUUCAGUUAUAUUAAAUUUCGAACAUUUAUGUAGUUUAAAGAAUUUUUGCAAAGAAAUAAAAGUUAUUUUGCGUUUCAACACACUUUUAUCGAAGGACAAAAUUGGCAAUUUGAGGCUAAUUUCUUGUCAUAUUUAUUCAAAAAAGAGUGAUUGAGAGACUGGGCACUAAAUGCUUGUGAUGUCAACCGGGUAUCUUGUAGCCAAUCAUGUUAUUGCUGAGGUACCGGGUUGACGUCACAGACUACGCGACCCAGUCCCCAAUAAGGCACAUUUUUUACUUCGUGAACCGGGAUUUUGAUUGCUUGUUAAAAAUCAAGAUUGAGCUCAAAUCCCAUUCUAUUGCUUGUUUUUGCAUGUUAUAUGUUUCUACUUCUUAAAAAGAAAGAUAUUGGCUAUGGGUUAUAGGCACUUUAAGUCAUUAUUUUUUUCAUCUUAAAGAUUUUAGCCCCGUACUUGUAGAUGAGAUAACUUUGGCUCUAACGUUUCUGUUAUCAUAUCAGUUUUGUCAUUCAAACAAGACAUUUACUGUUAGGUUUCAAAAUAGUAAAGCUUAUCCUCCUGUCUUCCUCACAGAUUUUGCCAAUUGGGCAAAAAGUGCAAGAUCCACUUCUCCACCUUUGUGAAAAGGGCUCUCUCCCUAUCCUUGUUUGUGGCUACUGGUAUGUAUAACAAGUAUUUACAAGUAUGUACUCCUUUACCAGGGUGCAAAGAAAGUCGUGUCUGAUAGCCCGGGACUAGUGGAUUUUGUUAUCAGGCUAGUGAAUUCUGUUCUCAAUUUACCCUAUUGGCAAAUGGAUUUUUUUUAGGAAAUUCACAUUACAGGAAAACUGUAAUCAAUCCUGCUCAUGAAAAUUUUUUUCGGGUUAAUUAAAAUGGCUCUUGGGCUGGUACAAUGUACAUGCUAGUUGCAGCUUGCACGUAUGGCAAGCAAUGCAAAACUGACUUUCUUUGCACCCUGUUUACUCCACGAGUUAAUGACAUAAUCUCGUGAUGUAUGAAUGCACUGAGGCUCUUGUUUGUUAGUCUGUGGAUGAAAGUCUUGGUGUUAUCUUCUAAAUUCUCUUUGAUGGAACCUCUGCAAGAUUUUUUUUUUAAUAAUAAUAUUUUUCUGGAGCUCUCAGUUUUUCAUUUUUAUAACUCCAGUGUUAUUCUGCUGGUGUAUCUCCUAUGGUAUCUUGUGAUCAGUACUUGAACUGUUGUAACAAAAUUGUUGUAGAAUUUAGUGGUAUCCAGAUCAUUGAUUAUAGUGGAUAACUGAUAAAAAAACCUCCAGUAACUGGAUAUUGACGAGGCCUUAUACACCUACUGGUGCGAUGAGACAUGAUGAUGAUGAUGAACUGGAUAUUGAUCGUGGAAAAUGUUCACAUGAAUAUCCACCCAAAAUAAAAAUAAAAUUUAUAGUUGACAAAUCAUGUCUUUUAGAAUAUUAAAACCUGGGCGCUGUAUUUUUAAUGUCUCAUACAGUGAUGCAGCUUUAAUGCAUUGAUGACCCUUUUCUGAUACCUUUCAUACACGUAUGUUUUUGUCAUGUUCCUGGAAAUAAUGUGCAUCAAUGGCCCUGCUUAACUCUCUUUAGGUUUGUAAGGGUAAGUUUGUUCACAUUCAAUUGUACACAUUGUGUUAAGAUGGGUAAAAGAAACAUGUAGGUAAUUAUGAUUUAAAACGAGCAUUAAGUCCAAUUGUAAGUACAGCCCAAAAAUCUGGGUGUAUAGAAAAACACUUUCUACAUGACUGUCUUGUUCAUGUACCCUUCAAAAUUAAUAAUUUAUGCCUUCCUUGUCUUUAUUUCAGA
Molecule: messenger RNA, 2563 nt
Organism: Porites evermanni
Lineage: Eukaryota; Metazoa; Cnidaria; Anthozoa; Scleractinia; Poritidae
Source: the annotation of a GenBank genome assembly